This is a messenger RNA of Angiostrongylus costaricensis, 1008 nucleotides long. The record is from the annotation of a GenBank genome assembly. Lineage: Eukaryota; Metazoa; Nematoda; Chromadorea; Rhabditida; Metastrongylidae.
AUGCACGACUUUCGUCAACGAAAAAAUGGUCGCAGAUACGAAAUGACAAUCACACCUACAGUUUUCUACAUCGCAGAAUUUCGUUAUAGUGGUAAAAGUUCGGUUGAUCGCGAUCUCGAUGAUCGAAUGCCAGAAGUGAGGCUUGAUGACAACACCGUAGAGCACAAGCAGAAGUUGGAACCGUUUUACAUUCAACGUAAAGGAAAACUCAGUAUUAUUCGUGCGAGUCCGGCUUCUCAGGGUGUAUAUUUUUGCUAUGAUACCCAAUCGCGGUCGAACACUGCGAUUUUCUAUGUGGUAAUGGCAAUGACGCCACCCGUUCGAAUGUCUGAUAUGGAAGGCGUUCUUACGGAUGGCUGCUACGAUACUAAGGACUACGGAUUUAUCCGUGCCAACUUCAAUUGGCGAUACCACUUUGUUCCAAAUAUUCGCCACGAAGCACCAAAGCAAUGUCACAGACGAAAGAAAGGCUUUUGUGAGAAAGAUUAUUUCACUCAAGUAGACCCAGAAAAGGACUGUACUCUUGAAUUUUGCCGAAAAGAGUUUAAAGAAAGUGAGAUAGAGUUGAAUUUGGCUCUGGAGCUUCGAUGGGAGCCAUGGGGUGAAUGCGUCGGAAGCAGACAGCUGCAGAAACGCGAAGCACAUUGCUAUCUAGUACGAAAAUCUGGUUACCAAAUUCCGGACCGAAACCUCGACAAAAAGCACGACUGGAUGACGAAACUCAACACACUAUUCAAUCACGAACCGUUUACGUCUAAAGGAAUACGACUGUACAGUUCACUGUUGGCUUCUCUGUUUGUGGAUGAGAAUGUUAUGACGAAAUGCUAUUAUGAGGAAAAGUAUGAAAAGACCGAUAGAAUAUGGCGAGUGAUUUUGCAUACAAUGACUGGACGAUACAAAAAUGGCAAAUUCAACGAUACGGUGGUCGAGUUGGAUAAGAACGGCAAUGUCAUCGGUCGUCCACCAACUUUUCGUCUCAGCAACCCGUUUCAGGCUUGCAUGGCGUGA